Molecule: messenger RNA, 3135 nt
Organism: Striga hermonthica
Lineage: Eukaryota; Viridiplantae; Streptophyta; Magnoliopsida; Lamiales; Orobanchaceae
Source: the annotation of a GenBank genome assembly
AUGGGGACUAAGGCCACCGAAGAAAUCAUCUCAAUCGUCCGGUCGAUCGUCGGCGACGAAUUUUCCGAUAUGGACAUAAUUCGAGCACUCCACAUGGCCAAGAACGACCCAACCGCCGCCAUCAACAUCAUCUUCGACACUCCCAGAAGCUUCAGGAAGCCUGAACUCCCCAAGAAGUCCCAGCCCUCCAACAGUAAUUGGAGCUCAGAGUUUCCUACAGUGAUUGCUUCCAGAGAAAAUCGGGAUGGUGAUCGUGGUGAGGAUUCUGAUACCUGCUUGAAACGAAGCGGGAGUUUAAACAAUAGUGUCUGGGGAAUGGAGGUUGAGGUAGAUGGGAGUGACGUUAAUGCAGUGGCUGAAGAACUGGGGAGUGAGUGGUGGUUUGUGGGGAACGGCGAGGUGUCAGGGAUGUCCACUUGUAAAGGGAGGAUCUUGAGGCCUGGUGAUGAGGUGAAUUUCACUUUCCCAACCGAGAAAAAGAUGGCAGCACCUUCACCUGGAAAGUUAAAGGGUGGCCGGGCCCGGCAGGUGGCUGGGUGCUCUGAGAUUGUAAGGUUUUCUACCAGUACUUGUGGAGAGAUUGGCCGUAUUCCAAAUGAAUGGGCUCGGUGUCUUUUACCUCUUGUGAGAGAUAAAAAGGUUUGUCUUAAGGGUUAUUGCAAAUCAUCUCCUCCUGUCCUGGGGAUUAUGGACACUGUUGUCUUAUCUAUAAGAGUGUAUAUCAAUAGCUCCAUGUUUCAAAAAAGCCAUGUGACUUCAAUUAAGGGGUCCAGUAACUCUUCGGAGGAGUCAAUUGUUCACCCCCUUCCAACUUUGUUUAAACUGCUGGGACUUUCUCCUUUUAAGAAGGCAGAAUUCACUCCAGGUGAUCUGUGCACAAAGAAAAGGCCUUUAAAUGCUGUGGACAGCUCUUUUUUACCUCCACCAUUCCUACAUAUAAAUAAGUCCAAGAGCACAUCUCCAGGAGAUGAAAACAAUGUCGAAAAUGAUGAGUCAAUUUCCGAUAAUGACCUUGACAAUAUUGUUGGUGUCACAGACAACUCAGUGUUAGAGGAAAUGGAACCGUCUAGUACCCUGCUAUGUGAUCUUCGGCCUUACCAGAAGCAGGCUCUUAAUUGGAUGGUUCAUCUGGAGAGGGGACAUUGUAUUGAUGAGGCUUCAACAACUCUGCACCCUUGUUGGGAUGCUUAUCGCCUAGCUGAUAGAAGGGAAUUGGUUGUAUACCUGAAUUCCUUUUCUGGUGAUGCUACGGUGGAAUUUCCAAGCACACUCCAAAUGGCUAGAGGAGGAAUUUUGGCAGAUUCCAUGGGACUUGGAAAGACUAUCAUGACUAUAUCUCUCCUUCUCACCCGAUCUGAAAGAGGUGGAUCCACAUGUAUUGCAUCUACCAGCCAAUCAUCUAAUGAUAACAGUGAAGCAAGCUACAGUUCAGACAAAUCUCCAAUACCUCUAAAGAAAGCAACAAAGUUUACUGGUUUUGAAAAGCUCAGGAAACAAAGAGCCAUGCUUGUCAGUGGUGGCAGUCUAAUUAUCUGCCCCAUGACACUUUUAGGCCAGUGGAAGACAGAGAUCGAAACUCAUGCUCAGCCAGGGGCUUUGUCACUUCAUGUUCAUUAUGGACAAAGUAGAACAAAGGAUCCAAAAUUCCUUGUGCAAACUGAUGUUGUGCUAACUACUUAUGGAGUGCUAGCUUCAGAAUUUUCAGCAGCGAAUGCAGAGGAUAAUGGGGGACUAUUUUCGGUCAGAUGGUUUAGGGUGGUUCUUGAUGAGGCACAUACCAUAAAAUCGUCGAAAAGUCAAGUUUCUAUUGCUGCUGCUGCUCUUGCUGCUGAUUGUCGGUGGUGCCUUACUGGGACACCUAUCCAGAAUAACCUGGAGGAUGUUUUCAGUCUGCUUCGAUUUUUGAAGAUUGAACCAUGGGGAAACUGGGCAUGGUGGAAUAAGCUAGUCCAGAAACCUUUUGAAGAGGGUGAUGGAAGGGGAUUAAAGUUGGUCCAAUCUAUUUUAAAGCCAGUCAUGUUAAGGAGAACCAAGUCUAGCACCGACAAGGAAGGCAGGCCUAUUUUAGUUCUGCCACCUGCAGAUGUUCAAGUAGUAUAUUGCAAUCUUACGGAAGUCGAGAACGAUUUUUAUGGAGCAUUGUUUAAAAAAUCAAAGGUUAAGUUUGAUCAGUUUGUGGAGCAAGGACGUGUUCUCCAUAACUAUGCUUCAAUUCUGGAACUACUCUUACGUCUUCGUCAAUGUUGUGAUCAUCCAUUUCUUGUUUUAAGCCGAGGAGACACUCAGGAGUACUCUGAUCUGAAUAAACUUGCGAAGCGUUUCCUCAAAGAUGGCUCGGAGAAUGAUGGCCCGAACAGCGAAGUACCUUCCCGCGCUUAUAUUCAGGAGGUAGUGGACGAGCUACGCAAAGGGGAACAAGGUGAAUGCCCGAUAUGCUUAGAGGCUUUCGAAGAUGCUGUGUUGACUCCUUGUGCUCACCGACUUUGCCGAGAGUGCCUUUUAUCCAGCUGGAAGGGCUCUUCAACUGGACUUUGCCCCGUUUGUAGGAAGACAUUUAGCAAACAGGACCUCAUCACUGCCCCUACUGAGAGUCGGUUUCAGGUUGAUAUUGAGAACAACUGGGUGGAGUCGUCUAAGGUCUCAGCACUAAUGCGCGAACUGGGACAUCUACAGUCGACGGGCUCCAAAAGUAUUGUCUUCAGUCAGUGGACUGCCUUUCUGGAUUUGCUGCAGGUUCCUCUUUCUCGGAGUAAUAUCAAAUUCCUUCGUCUGGAUGGGACCCUGAACCAGCAACAGCGUGAGAGAGUGAUAAAGCAGUUUUCGGAGGAAGAUGACAUCAAAGUAUUACUCAUGUCGCUGAAGGCCGGUGGAGUUGGUAUAAAUCUCACUGCAGCCUCUAAUGCUUUUGUCAUGGACCCAUGGUGGAAUCCGGCAGUUGAAGAACAAGCAGUUAUGCGGAUUCAUCGCAUUGGGCAAACCAAAAGUGUGAUUAUCAAACGGUUUAUUGUGAAGGGGACUGUUGAGGAAAGAAUGGAAGCAGUACAAGCUAGAAAGCAGCGCAUGAUAACCGGCGCUCUUACUGAUCAGGAAGUCCGAUCUGCACGUAUUGAGGAGCUUAAAAUGCUCUUCACGUAG